Zophobas morio is the source of this 3359-nucleotide messenger RNA. RefSeq names its product histone-lysine N-methyltransferase Suv4-20-like. Lineage: Eukaryota; Metazoa; Arthropoda; Insecta; Coleoptera; Tenebrionidae. Gene Ontology annotation, molecular function: protein binding; histone H4K20 methyltransferase activity. The transcript is spliced from 3 exons. The annotation marks the transcript as partial. The record is from RefSeq and is a predicted model, not a curated record. Gene Ontology annotation, cellular component: nucleus.
ACUCUUUUGCUGCGAGAAUCGACUCUAAAUCUCCGCUUCCAGAUCUACCGCUACCUCCGCGUCUUCGACGUCAACUCGGGCUUCGUGAUCGAGCCCUGCUUCCGGUACUCGCUCGAGGGCCAAAAGGGCGCGAAAAUAUCGUCGACGAAAAAAUGGUACAAGAACGAGAAGAUCGAGUGUUUGGUCGGUUGCAUAGCCGAACUGACCGAAGAGGAAGAGAAGCAGCUCCUCCAUCCCGGCAAGAACGACUUCUCGGUGAUGUACAGCUGCCGGAAGAACUGCGCCCAGCUGUGGCUCGGACCGGCUGCCUACAUCAACCACGACUGCAGGGCGAACUGCAAGUUCGUCGCCACGGGCAGGGACACCGCCUGCGUCAAGGUCCUGCGCGACAUCGAGGUGGGCGAGGAGAUCACGUGCUUCUACGGGGAGGACUUCUUCGGCGACAAGAACUGCUACUGCGAGUGCGAGACGUGCGAGCGGCGCGGUACGGGCGCGUUCGCGAAAGAGACGGACAAGAAGGAGGAGAACGGCUACCGUUUGCGCGAGACCGACAACAGGAUCAAUCGAACUAAGCAGAAGAUCCGGUGCAACAACAACAAGGAGGAGUUCGGUCGCGCCGAGGAGAAGAUCGUGGCGCCGUUGAGCAUGAAGGAGUUGCGGCAGAAGGGACUGACGAAGUACGACGCGGAGCUGCUGAUCGCGCAGGGGUGCAAGUUCUCGGACAUUGGGGAGUUCCAGAGGAAGAACAGUGCGGGGAGUGUCGGGGGCAAGGAGGACGACGCCAAGAAACCGGAGGUGAAAAAAUCUGUGAUAAGUGAGGAUAAGCAGGCGGUCAGUUCGAGGACUUCGCGCUUGCAGCGGCGGCAAGCGCGACAAGCGAACCAGGAGCUCAUGCAGAGCGCCGCGCACAGCGUUUCGAGGUCGAAUCUGCUGGAUGAUCUGCAGAGCAACGCGAGUAGUUGUAUGAGUUCGUAUAGUGAUCAGGACCCGGUGUGCGACGCCACGCAGCAGAAUAAGAAGUUCAACGACAAGCACGAGAGCGGCAAGGGGGUUCCUUCGGGGGCAGUAGCAGAGACACUUCCAGAGCGUCCCCCGACGCCGUCGCCGUCGCCCGAGAACGGCAUCACCCUCCGCAGCCACAAAUGCCUGGCGUCGGAGAAGCCGGUCGAGGCGGCCAUGCCGAAGCUCGAGCCGCAGGUCGAGUGUCACUUCAACGGCGUCGAGAAGGCCAUCAAGCCCGGCCGCAUCAAGACCCGCCACUCGUCUCGCCUCACCAAACCCGCCAAUAUCACUGCCAAUAGCGACAAAGACGUAUACGAGUUCGACGACGAGGAGACCAAGACGGACUCGCUGUGCCUGCGCAGGAGCAAGAAGGAGGCGAACGGGGACAAGGAGGAGCCCGAGCCCGUCGAGGAGAAGCCCGACGACAAUCAGAACGAGUGGACCGUGAAGAUGGAGCCGCCGUACGCGCCAGAGCCGGGCCAGGGCGAGAAGACGCCCGAGAAGUGCGGGCGCUUGAAGCUCACGCUGCGGAUGAAGCGCAGUCCGGUCCUGGACGAGGUCAUCGAGUCCGGGAACAGCCUGAGCGAGGACAGCUUCGAGCCGGAGUACGAGGUCCUGCGGGUGGAGGGGGUGGAGUACACGCCCUACUCCCACAGGAAGAAGCGGCACAAAUCGAAGGACCGGCGGCGGGAACGCAAGCUGAAGCAGGCGGAGGAGGUGGCGGUGACGGAGGUGACGCACUUACCGCUGAAGAGGCUAAGGUUAAUUUUUGGGAACGAGAGUCACACGAUCAAUAUCCCGUCCACUAGUGAAGAAGAUUGUCAGGAUUGUCAAACAUGACUUUGCGUUUCUGACAACACGCGAUUCCUUACUUAGUUUUAAUUUUUUACGCACUGUACAGGAGUUCUUUUUAUUAUUUAUUUAUUUUUACUAAUCGUCGAUGUUUUAUGUUUUACUAACUGUUGAUUUUGUGUUGGGUUGGCGGCGCUCACGCUUCGGCGGGGGCGGCUCGUGAAAAGGUGAAGAUAAAUCGUAAACAAAAAGAAAAAACGAAAAAAAUAGUGUACACGUUGUUUUAUUGAUUUUAUUAUUGUUGUUUUUAAUAACUUAGGGAAAAUCUGAUUUUCCGCACUGCCUCAGGACAAGCCGCCUGAAGUCAAGUGCGCAUGCGCAUCGAUCUCAGGCGAUUUUUAAUUAUUUUUAUACACGGGUUUAGCUGGUUUUAACCGAACGCGUGUCCAGUGGGCUGGGACGGUAUGCAUGAGGUGGUUCUAGGGGAAUUUCGUGCGAUGCUAAACUUAAAGUUGCACGACCCUAAAUCGAACUGCAGUAUUAGUUUCUACUGAAAUGGUCAUCAGAGAUUAAACUAAUGACUUCCUAGUCUAUGCCGUGUCUGCGGAGAGGGGACAGCUCGGUGUAGGUUAGGUGGCAAUUAGUACGCUAGUCAGUCUUGCAAUUUUCGGUGUCGCGGGGAUAAUACGUGUUUGUGUGAUUGAUGAAUGAGUGACAGUGAUGAACGUUUCGACUUGUACGAAGCGUGGGCGCCGCUGUUUAAAUCAAUAGACCGCUGUGAUUCAGAUUGUUAAUAGAGAUAACAAAAGUGUAAAAUGUCUACAAGAAUUGUUUUAUAUGUGCUUUAUUUCAGAAUCACCCGGCGUCAAGCAAGAGAGUUUCGUUGUAUUUGCUGUAGGAGGAUGAGUUAGGUAGAUAAUACUUAGGAAAUUGCCUCGUGCUCCCGUAACUACAAGAAAUACAAAAAAGAACCAUUCCAUAAGAGAUCAUUAAUUUAUUUUAUUUAUGUAUUAUGUUGCGUACCGUCACAGAUCUUGACUUAGAGUAAUUGAUUUCGAUAGGUGCACACACGUUUAGUUUCUGACUAUGUUCAUUUUUGCAAGCAUUUUAUCGAGUGUGGAUAUACCUCUCAUAGCGGUAUAUUGCGUUUUUAGAUAAAUUCUUGUUGAAAUUUACUGUUGAAAUUUUAUAAUAUCUGUGGAAAGUGUAUGCAUCUGUGAAUAUAUUCGCUGUAUUGGCCGUUCUGAGCCGGACCGCCUCUAUGAGCAUUGGAUAAGUGCAUAUUGCACGCUACUUGUAAAUAUAUUUGUAAUAUGUACCGAUAAGGAUUAUGCAUUACUUAAAUUUACCUCAUGUUUAUAUGAAAAACACGAUCAUUUCUUACAUUUUUUCGGAGUUUAACCCAUUGAGUUCCUAUGCUCCCCCGUUUCAUUCAUCUUCGCGCGGAAUUAUCAUGCUGUACGUGGUGGGGUGCGAAAUUGGAUGUAUAUUCGUAAGUCUGAGAUGUAUCAAUGUAAGAAAUGAUAAACGGUGUACUAAAAGUAAAUAAAAGUUUUAUAAAAUCA